Molecule: messenger RNA, 480 nt
Organism: Solanum verrucosum
Lineage: Eukaryota; Viridiplantae; Streptophyta; Magnoliopsida; Solanales; Solanaceae
Product: major allergen Pru ar 1-like
Exons: 2
Coding region: 1-480 (159 amino acids)
Biological process (GO): defense response; abscisic acid-activated signaling pathway
Cellular component (GO): cytoplasm; nucleus
Molecular function (GO): abscisic acid binding; signaling receptor activity; protein phosphatase inhibitor activity
Source: RefSeq, a predicted model, not a curated record
AUGGGUGUAAUCACUUGUGAAACAAAUACUAUUUCCUCAAUUCCACCAGCAAAAUUGUUUAAAGCUUCUGUUCUUGAUGCUGACAUUCUAAUCCCUAAAAUCCUUCCACAAGCCAUCAAGAAUGUUGAAAUCCUCCAUGGUGAUGGUGGUGUUGGCACUAUCAAGUUGAUCACCUUCGGCGACGGUAGCCAAUUCAAGAAUAUGAAGCAAAGGGUUGAUGGAGUUGACAAAGAGAACUACACAUACAACUACACAAUCAUUGAAGGAGAUGCUUUAAUGGAUGUUCUUGAAUCAAUUUCUUAUAAAAUUAAAAUUGAACCAUAUGAAAAUGGAGGGUCAAUUUGCAAGAACACUAGCACUUAUCACACUAAGGGUGAUGUUCAAAUCAAAGAAGAGGACAUUAAGGCUGGCAAAGAGAAGGCAAUUGGACUAUUCAAGGCUAUUGAGGCUUACCUCCUAGCAAAUCCUGAUGCUUAUUAA